Drosophila hydei is the source of this 875-nucleotide messenger RNA. RefSeq lists its product as uncharacterized. The transcript is spliced from 3 exons. NCBI's taxonomy places the organism in Eukaryota, Metazoa, Arthropoda, Insecta, Diptera, Drosophilidae. The record is from RefSeq and is a predicted model, not a curated record. Bases 113 to 757 code for a protein of 214 amino acids.
UUUAAGACUUCAGAGCAAACGUGUCAAGUGCAGUGCCGCCGAUAUCGACUCGAUCCUAUAUAUAUUAAUAUUAAUUUAUAGCAAAUAAUUGUGUUAAAGUUAAAUACUCAAUAUGAAGUUCUAUUUGCUGGUCAUCGCUUCAAUCGCAUUUUUGGCUUACGUUCAUUGUGAGGCCUGCGUGCAAUGCCAUUCAAAGUCUGAUGAGCGCUGCGCCACCAAUCCGUUAAGCAUCAUGGCCAAGGAUUGCCCCACUAAUAACACCCUUUGCUAUACACGCGUCUUGAGUGGAUACACAAUUCGUGGCUGCACCAGCGAAUUGGACAACAACACAUUGAAAUCGUGCAACAAUGAGCUGGAGUGUCUGACCUGCUCAUCGAACGAGGGCUGCAACCGUCUGAUUUUCCCCCAAUACCGUCCCAAGUGUCUGCAGUGCACCGGCAACUCGACCAAUUCGAGCUGCGCACUCGAGAAUCAUGCAUAUAGCAAGGUCUGCCCAAUUUACAAACUGGGCGACAAGUGCUUCAUUCGCAACAGCGGACGCACGGCUGACGGCUCGUUCAAGCGCGGCUGCCUCACCACUGCCCAGGUCAACAAACAGUGCAUCAUCGAUGGCAACUGCUACACCUGCGAAGGACACGGCUGCAACGCCCUGCUGGCCAACGACACGCUUAUACCGACAGCACGCGAUGGUGCCAUAACUGUCAUGCUCUCGCUGGGUCUGCUCCUGGCCUGCGCUCUGUUCAAUCUGAUGCUGUAGAUUGCAAUCAGCUGCCAAUUAACAAUUGUAUUUCCAUUUCAAAACGUAUUUGUAAACCUCUGACAUUUUGCACAAUAUUGUAUGUUUGUUUUUUUUUUUUUUAAUAAAAUAGAAAGUU